AUGGAGGCCCCGGAGGAGGCUGAAUUCUGCUUUCCCAGAAUCAACAGCUCCUGCAGGAGGACGCUGCUCCCUCACUCAGAGCUCAUCUUCAGCGUCCUGUCCUGCAUCACUCUGCUCACUGUGGCUCUCAACCUGCUGGUCAUCAUCUCCAUCUCCCACUUCAGGCAGCUCCACACCACCACCAACCUCCUGCUCCUCUCUCUGGCUGUGGCAGACUUCUGUGUGGGGGUCCUGCAGAUGCCGGUUCUUCUUCUCAACAACCAAGGCUGCUGGUACCUGGGCGACCUCAUGUGUGGCGCGCAUUACUUUUUAGGUUUCAUCGUCAUCAGCGUGUCCGUGGGAAGCAUGGUGCUCAUAUCGGUCGACCGCUACAUAGCCAUUUGCGAGCCCAUGUUCUACACCUCCAAAGUGACCCUGAAGAGGGUGAAACUCUCUGUGUGUCUGUGUUGGAUGUUUUCUACCGUCCACAGCAGCUGGAUACUGAGGGACUUCUUAAAAGAGCCCGGCAGGUUUAGCUCCUGUUAUGGACACUGUGUAGUUGUCGUCAAUUUUGCUGAAGGACUCGUGGAUCUUGUUGUGACCUUGUUAGGCCCCAUUCUGGUCAUUGCCGUUUUGUACUUGCGAGUCUUUGCGGUGGCGGUGUCUCAGGCUCGAGCCAUGCGCGGUCACAUCGCAGCUGGAGAGCGUUCAGAGUCUGCGAAAGCUACGAAAUCUGAGCUGAAAGCAGCCAGGACUCUGGGUAUUGUAAUCGUGGUGUUUCUCCUCUGCUCCUGUCCAUAUUACUGUUUCGCGGUUGCAGCUGAGAGUAACUUGGUUGGGGAGUCGUCUGCAGCCCUCGAGAUUUGGUUGUUGUAUUUUAAUUCCUGUUUGAACCCUGUGAUCUAUGUUUUCUUCUACCCUUGGUUCAGAAAAACCAUCAAACACAUUGUGACGCUGAAGAUUCUGCAGCCUGGCUCCAGAGAGGACAAGGUGCUGUAG
Limanda limanda (common dab) is the source of this 978-nucleotide messenger RNA. Its product is annotated as trace amine-associated receptor 13c-like. Lineage: Eukaryota; Metazoa; Chordata; Actinopteri; Pleuronectiformes; Pleuronectidae. The transcript is spliced from 2 exons. Gene Ontology annotation, biological process: G protein-coupled receptor signaling pathway. Gene Ontology annotation, molecular function: trace-amine receptor activity. Gene Ontology annotation, cellular component: membrane. Bases 1 to 978 code for a protein of 325 amino acids. The record is from RefSeq and is a predicted model, not a curated record.